Schistocerca nitens (vagrant locust) is the source of this 3065-nucleotide messenger RNA. RefSeq names its product transportin-1 (gene Tnpo). Gene Ontology annotation, biological process: protein import into nucleus. NCBI's taxonomy places the organism in Eukaryota, Metazoa, Arthropoda, Insecta, Orthoptera, Acrididae. Gene Ontology annotation, molecular function: small GTPase binding; nuclear import signal receptor activity. Gene Ontology annotation, cellular component: nucleus; cytoplasm. The coding region runs from base 163 to 2559 and encodes 798 amino acids. The transcript has 18 exons. The record is from RefSeq and is a predicted model, not a curated record.
GUCGUUCAGUCCGGCCUAUCACUCGACAGUUGCUCUGUAGUAUUAGUAGUGUGUGAAACUUAUUGCUCCGUAAUCGUGCAGAUAUCUGUUAGUAACUUUUUGAUUUACCACCCGGCCUUGACGAGGAAAUUUUAAAUAGUGUGAGUCGAGGAGUAAGCAAUAAUGAAAAUGGCGUGGCAGCCGCAAGAAGAUGGUUUGCGACAAAUAUUGCAGCUUUUGAAAGAGUCGCAGUCUCCAGACACGGCUACACAACGUGCCGUGCAACAAAAAUUGGAGGAAUUAAACAAAUUUCCCGACUUCAACAACUACUUGAUUUUUGUUCUCACAAAACUCACAUCAGAAGAUGAGCCAACCAGAUCACUCAGUGGGCUGAUAUUGAAAAAUAAUGUGAAAGCCCAUUAUCAUAAAUUCUUGCCGGAAGUGACAGAGUUUAUAAAGCAGGAAUGCCUGUCAGCGGUGGGCGAUCCAAGCCCUCUAAUUCGAGCAACUGUUGGUAUCCUUAUCACUACUAUUGCCUCUAAAGGGGAGCUUACAGCUUGGCCUGAUCUGUUGCCUGCUUUGUGCCAAAUGCUGGAUUCAUCAGAUUAUAAUGUCUGUGAGGGAGCAUUUGGUGCACUGCAGAAAAUUUGUGAAGAUUCAUCAGAACUGUUGGACAGUGAUGCUUUAAAUCGCCCUCUCAAUGUUCUAAUACCAAAGUUCCUGCAGUUUUUCAGGCAUUCAAGUCCAAAGAUCAGAUCACAUGCUAUCGCUUGUGUUAAUCAGUUCAUCAUCAACCGAACUCAGGCCCUGAUGAUCCACAUAGAUUCCUUCCUGGAGAAUCUGUUCCACUUAGCAUCAGACGACGAUCCUGAAGUACGCAAAAAUGUUUGUCGAGCCUUGGUGAUGUUGCUGGAAGUUCGUAUGGAUAGGCUUAUACCAAACAUGCACAACAUUAUUGAGUACAUGCUGUUGCGGACCCAGGACCCAGAUGAAGGGGUGGCUCUUGAAGCAUGUGAAUUCUGGCUGUCCCUUGCAGAGCAGCCAGUAUGUAAGGAAGCACUGUCCCCACACUUGACAAGGCUUGUACCAGUUCUUGUUCGUGGGAUGAAGUAUUCGGAUAUUGACAUCAUUUUGCUGAAAGGUGAUGUAGAGGAAGAUGAAGCUGUACCAGAUCGAGAGGAAGAUAUUAGACCAAGGUUUCACAAGUCACGAACACACACUGUGAAACACUCUGAUGAGAAUGGGGAAGAUGAAGGUGCUGGUGAUGAUGACGAUGCAAUGGAUGAUGAUAGCUCAUUGUCUGAUUGGAAUCUGCGGAAAUGCAGUGCUGCAGCAUUGGAUGUCCUGGCAAAUGUAUUCCGAGAGGAACUGUUACCUGUUCUGGUGCCUAUAUUGAAGGAGACACUAUUUCAUCAAGAAUGGGAAAUAAAAGAAUCGGGAAUACUUGCUCUAGGUGCCAUUGCUGAAGGUUGCAUGACAGGAAUGAUACCACAUCUAACAGAGUUGAUUCCAUACCUGAUAAAUUGCCUGUCAGACAAAAAAGCAUUGGUGCGAGCUAUUACUUGCUGGACUCUCAGCCGCUAUUCUCAUUGGGUUGUCUCACAGCCUCAUGACAGCUAUCUGAAACCACUGAUGACAGAGUUAUUGAAGCGAGUACUGGACAGUAAUAAGAGAGUACAAGAAGCAGCAUGUUCGGCAUUUGCUACACUGGAAGAGGAGGCAUGUACUGAACUAGUGCCAUAUCUUGGGUUCAUCCUGGAGACAUUAGUGUUUGCCUUUAGCAAGUAUCAGCACAAAAAUCUGUUGAUUCUGUAUGAUGCAAUUGGAACACUGGCAGACUCCGUGGGCCAUCAUCUGAAUAAGCCGGAGUACAUCAACAUGUUAAUGCCACCACUUAUUCAGAAAUGGAACAUAUUAAAAGACGAAGACAAAGACCUUUUCCCACUUCUGGAGUGCCUGUCAAGUGUAGCAACAGCACUGCAGAGUGGAUUCCUGCCAUACUGUGAGCCUGUGUAUCGAAGAUGUGUUUCUCUUGUUGAACAGACACUUAAUCAACACAUUGCAAACACACAAAAUCCAGAGCAGUUUGAAGCACCAGACAAAGAUUUUAUGAUUGUGGCCCUUGACUUGUUAUCUGGGCUUGCUGAAGGUCUUGAUGGGCACAUUGAGAAGCUUGUCGUCAAUUCAAAUAUCAUGCAGCUGCUCUUUCAGUGUAUGCAAGAUCCUAUGCCUGAAGUGCGUCAGAGCUCAUUUGCACUUCUUGGUGACCUCACAAAGGCCUGCUUCCAGCACGUGCUUCCGUGUAUAUCGGACUUCUUACCAAUUCUUGGACAUAAUCUGAAUCCUGAAUUUAUUUCUGUAUGUAACAAUGCAACAUGGGCUAUUGGUGAAAUUUCAAUCAAACUGGGUCAGGACACGAGGCCUUAUAUACCGAUGGUUCUUAACCAACUGAUAGUAAUUAUAAAUCGUCCGAACACACCCAAGACUCUGCUAGAGAAUACAGCCAUAACUAUUGGCCGGCUAGGUUAUGUGUGCCCCCAUGACGUCGCACCCCUGUUACAGCAGUUUGUGCGCCAGUGAAAUAUUUUCAUCAGGCAUAGUUAGCACUCACGUGCCUGGAUGAGGGUUUGGUCCAAGAAUUUUAUCCUAUGUUUGUUGCUGUAUUAAAGUAUUUAGGUUUUUUGUUUUGUUUAAAAUAACAUUUUUCAGUGAUUUUGAAAGUAUGAGUUUGAUAAAAUGUGAGGGAUUGAUAAUCUAUAAAUGUGUAUGUAUUGCCAGUGUUGAAGUUGCUGUCACUUGCAUCUAUGUUUUAUACAUUGUUUUUUUGUACAAAACUCAGAAUGUGCCUGAUUUAAUUUUGGUAGUUAUGCAGGAAACUUUUUCUUUAAUUAGCGUAAAAUGAGCAUGUGCUGAAUUGUGACCACAUUUUUCAGUAAAGUAAGAGUAUGACAAGCUCAAAUAAUUGCCACUGGUGCCAAGAGUUCGUAGUCGCAUGGAUACAAAUGGAGUACACCUAGCUCCAAUUUGGGCAAGAAACAAAAAGGAAGUGAGGAGAAAUUUGAAUUUUGUGGCAAAAUUAUUAUUAU